UGGCUGCAACCUCCGCAAUGACGAUGGAAACACUGCAGGACAAGGCAGCGACUCCCAUCGUGCUGCAACGCCCGUCAAGAAGCGACGGCCCAAAGAAUACCGCUUUUGCUUCCCCAGUCUCUUCUCACCCCGGUGCCUGCUUCCUCAGGCAGUUGAUAUCCCGCAUACACCAGUAGAGCAAUUAAUUCUCUGCUCUUCUUGGACACCAUGGCCUCUACGGAAGAACCGGUUGUGCCGACUGAGGCUCCUUCGGACCCCGUCCCUGCUAUGGAGCCGGUUUCUGAGGAUGCUCCCCCAGCGACCCCAGUUGAGUCAACCGUUUUCUCAGGUGAGGAAUCGAAGUCCAGCCCGGAGGCUGCGAAGGAAAAGCUCGGUGAUUCGCCUGCGAAGCAGAGUCCCACCACCGCGACUAAGAGACCGACUUCUGGGACGACUACCACCAAGCGCCCCGUAGGGUCUACAACCACGAAGUCAUCGCCGACGACCAAGACAACCAAUGGCACCACGCUCAGCAAACCACCCACUCGUCCUACUACAACGUCAACCGUCCGCAGAGCUCCCUCGACUGUCUCCACCACUGCAUCACAUAGGUCUCGAGCGUCGGUGAGCAGCUCAGCCGAUGAGAAGACCAGGUAUGUGGCCAGUUCUGGCGACGAGAAAAAAGGUAUCUCUGGCGCUGCUAAGAGGAUGUCUCUGGUUGGCACGGCGUCAUCCAGGGCCCCUGCGAAGCCGACUACGUCCAUGGCGGAUCGCAGAUCGAGUGUGGCCGCUCCUAGCGCGGAGAAGAAGACACUGUCUUCUCGGCCCAGUAGCAUCAGCUCGAAGCCAAUAACGAAGCCGACCACAACCACCACUCGUCCCGGCAGCACCACUGCGACUUCAAGGACACCGACGACUACGAAACCAACGUCAAGUACCGCCAGAACAUCGACGACCGCUGAUCCCAAGAAGAGACUCAGCACCGUGAGUGCAUCUACGCUCAACAAGGCUGCCCCGGAUGCAGCACAAGCUGAAAAGCUCCGGUCGUUACAGGCGAAGCUGGAGGAAAGUGAAGCUACCAUUGCCAGUCUCAAGGCAGAGCUCGAGGUCGCAACCGAGAAGAUAGCGACCUUCUCGAAGUCGGCUGAGGAGGGUGCACCUCAGGGAGAAUCUUCAACAGAUGAACUUGUGGCAGAGCACGCUGCUAAGAUGGAGAAGUUGGCCGCUGACCAUGCUGAAGAGCUGCGUGCCCUGCAGUCGAAGCUGGAAGAGGCGGAAACGAAACACAAAGAAUUGGAAGAGAAGUCACUGCAAGACCUCGAUGAUGCGAAGAAGCUAGCUGGAGAACAGGGCGACUCCAAGACUGCCGAACUACUGGAGGAGCUGAAGACUUCCCACAAGGAGCAGCUUGAGAAGCUGGAAAAAGAAUUGGCGGAGCAGAGGACCGCCGCGGCAGAAGCUGCGGAGCAGGUUGCGCGCCUCACGGAGGAACUGACUGUUCUGAAGAUUGAUUCCGAAAAUGCAACGAAGAGUGCCCAGGAACACGAGGAAAGCGCUCUAGAGAGUCUGCAACGGGAGCUGAAGGGCCGUGAUCAAGUCAUCGAUAACCUGGAAACCGAAAACAAGAAGUUGGCAGAGUCUAAGGCUCAGGAACUCGAGGAAGCUAGGUCUUCUGCCUCUGCUCUCGAGGAAAAGAUCACCGCCCUGGAAGCCAAACUGGCUGAGGCGGAGGCGACCACCCAGCAAGGCUCGGACGAGACAAGCAAGCAGCUGGCGGAGAAGGAGACUGAGCUGACAAGCUUGCGUGAGACAGUCGAUAAGCUCCAGGAUGAGAUCAAGAAGAUCCACGAGGAGAAGUCUGACGAACUCCGUGAGAAGACGAGAGACCUCGAGCUCGCUCAUGAAAAGGCUAUCGCUGACCUUAAGGCGGAACACGAGAGCUCCAACACUGCUUUGGCAGCUACCCACGAGCAGCAGUUGCAGGAGCUUCGCGAUGCUCUUAGCGGAUCAACAGAAUCUUCUAAGAAGGAAGCUGACGAAGCUCUCGAGGCUAUCAAGGCCACUCAUGCUGCGGAUGUCCAGGCUUUGGAGGAGAAGCUCACUGCUGCGGAGCAGGCCUUGGCGGAUGCGAAGCAGGCACUCGAGGACAGCAACCAGUCCGUUCAGACCGCUGCUGAUCAGGAAAUCAAUGACCUCAAGGAGAAGAUCGGUUCUCUGGAGAAUCUACUUAGCGCGGAACAAACCAACAUCAAGGCCCUCCAGGCAGAUCUACUGAACAGACAGGAACAGGUCGGUGAGCUUCAGAAGGGACUGGAGGCACUGGAUACGGAUACGAAGGGCAAGGACCAGGAACACGAAGCCGCAAUGGAAAAGUUGCGGGAAGAUGCCGCCGCCAUUGCCAAGUCGCUCGAAGAGCAGUUGCAGGAAGCCAACGCUACUGUGGAGAAGCACGUACAGGCUCUCGAGACUGUGAAGGCUGAACAUGCCGCCGAGCUCGAGAAACUGAAGACCGAGCUUUCGGGAUCCCACGAGACUGCCUUGAAGGAGCUCCAGGCUAAGCACGACGAAAUGCUCUCUGCGCAAAGUGACCUUGAAUCGGGACAUGCCCAGCAGGUUGAGACUCUGCAGGCCGAACUGAAGGCUGCCCAGGAGGGUCACGCCGCGGAGAUUGCUUCGUUGACUGAGUCGCAUGAGAAGGCCAUUGCAGACUUGAAGCAGGAGCUGGAGACGCAGAGCUCGAAGGCUGCACAGCUCGAUGCUGACCACAGUAAGGUGAUCGAAGAGCUCCUUGGCACACAGGAGGAGAAAUUCUCCAAUUUGAGGAAUGAACUCGAGACAUCGCACAAUGACAAGCUGGCUGCUCUUCAGCAGUCCCACGAUGCGACUGUCGCAGAACUGAACGAGCAACUUACCCAGGCUAAGACUGCAGCGGCAGACACUUCCGUGGUUGAUGAACUGAAGAAGCAAAUUACGGAUCUCGAGGAAAAGCUCGUCAAUGCUGAAAAGGCCGCAGCAGCUGCGGAGGAUGUCUCCACGAAGCAUAUCACCGAGAUCAGCGAUCUUCAGAAGGAAAAGAGCGAUCUCGAGGAGAAAUACCAGGCAGCCGCUUCACAACUCGAAGACCUUCAGAAGGUUGUUGCCGACCAGCAAGCGGCCAAAUCGGAACUAGCGGUUGUUUCAAAGCAGUUGGCCGAGGUUCAGGAAGAGCUUAGCCAGCUCAAGGCAGCGAACGAGAAGACGAUUGCUGAGUUGGAAGAGGCCAAGUCCCAAAACCGCGAAAUGGCCGACAAGGUCUCUGAGGGCGAGAAGCACCUCAAUGACCAAAUUGAUAAGAACAUGUCAUUGCUCGAGCAGUUGGGAGAGGUCGACUCCGCCAUCUCUAAUAGUCGGAAGCGUGUGCGUGAGCUCGAGGCGGAGCUUGCGGCCCUCAAGAAGGACGAUGUGAAGUCCAACGGUCUGGAGGCUAGUCGAUGGGCAGCUCCCAGCGACGCGAAUGGGGAAGACGCUGGUCCAGCCACAACGGAAGGUGAGGACCUUGGUUCUUCUAUUGAAGGAACGAUGGCGAGCAUUCAGGAGCAGCUUAAACAGAUCCAAUCCGCCAAUGAAGACUGGUGUGACGAGCAUAGACAGAUUGUCAAUGAUCUCGCCCAAGUCUCUGAAAAGACUUCAUCGGAGACGGGGCAGCGCUCUCCCAACCCUGAAUCUGGCAGUCUUGGUUCUCUUGGAGGACAGGACCCUGCUGGCACUCAGGAAGAGAUCGCAUCGUAAUCGACUUUUGAUAUCUCGUUGUAGUUUAUGCUGGAUUGUGCCACGGGUGAACGUCCGUUUUCUUGGCCCUGUUGGAUAUGUGUACAUCCCUCUUUGUGCAUUGGCUAUGCUCUGUGUAUAUUGUAUGGCGCUCGGGAUACCCUCAACGCUCCUGUCUUGGGAAGUGUCGUCGCCUCGUUUCCUUAUUUUUCGGUUAUUACCCCUUUUCUUAUAUAUUUUAUUAGUUCAUUAUUCUCAGUACUAUUCCCCAUCCGUUUUCAUUAUCCAGUGAUUGCGCCUUUUCAUAUGUUUCUCUGCUGGCAGCUGGCGGUAGUUUGACUGAUCAACACGUGAGAUGGAAAUGAAUGAAGUAUUAAUGUGCCAUUGUUUCUCACACUCAUGUAAUUAUUCCACACAAUAAUAACUGGU
Paecilomyces variotii is the source of this 4155-nucleotide messenger RNA. RefSeq names its product viral A-type inclusion protein repeat protein. The transcript has 4 exons. Gene Ontology annotation, cellular component: Golgi apparatus. Gene Ontology annotation, molecular function: small GTPase binding. Lineage: Eukaryota; Fungi; Ascomycota; Eurotiomycetes; Eurotiales; Thermoascaceae. The coding region runs from base 208 to 3747 and encodes 1179 amino acids. The record is from RefSeq and is a predicted model, not a curated record. Gene Ontology annotation, biological process: Golgi vesicle transport.